This is a messenger RNA of Metschnikowia bicuspidata var. bicuspidata NRRL YB-4993, 1437 nucleotides long. RefSeq names its product ammonium permease (gene MEP1). Gene Ontology annotation, cellular component: plasma membrane. The record is from RefSeq and is a predicted model, not a curated record. Gene Ontology annotation, molecular function: ammonium channel activity. The transcript has a single exon. Gene Ontology annotation, biological process: ammonium transmembrane transport. NCBI's taxonomy places the organism in Eukaryota, Fungi, Ascomycota, Pichiomycetes, Serinales, Metschnikowiaceae. Bases 1 to 1437 code for a protein of 478 amino acids.
AUGAUACCCUCCAGAAGAGAGCUCUUCACAGAAAAUGAUGACUACGAUCCCAGUUACGUUUUGCUUUUUACGAUAGCAUCGUCGGUCAUUUGGAUCAUGGUCCCCGGUUUGGCCUUUCUCUACUCAGGUUUAGCUCGAAGAAAAUCUGCUCUAUCCAUGAUUUGGAUAGUUUUCGGAUCUUCGUUUGUCGGAAUAUUUCAAUGGUACUUUUGGGGAUACUCGCUCGCGUUCUCACCCUCAAACAAUAAUUUUAUUGGAGAUUUGAACUGGUUUGGUUUCAAAGAUAUCAUAGGUGAAAAUGGCUCAGGGAACCCUUACCCAAAUAUUGCAUUUGCCAUUUUCCAGAUGCAGUUCUUGUUGGUGACUCUAGCCAUCAUGGCCGGAGGCUUGGUGGCAGAGCGCGGCCGUUUCGUCCCUGCCCUCGUCUUUCUCUUUUUGUGGGCCACUGUGGUCUAUUCGCCUGUCGUCUACUGGAUUUGGGGUGGGGGUUGGGCCUCUUCGUGGCGUGGGGGUGUACUCGACUAUGCCGGUGGAGGACCUGUUGAGAUUUUGUCCGGAGUGUCGACUUUUGUCUACUCCGCCUUCUUAGGCAGAAGAAAUGAAAACCUCAUGAUCAACUACAGGCCACACAACAUCUCGACGAUUUUCUUGGGAACAUCCUUGUUGUAUUUCGGAUGGCUUUUCUUCAACGGGUUUUCCUGCGCGAACGCAUCGGUCAAAGUACCGUACUCCAUGCUCAACACCCAUCUUUCCGGGGCUUUCGGUGCCAUUACCUGGUGUCUUUUGGAUUUCCGUUUGGAAGGGAAAUGGUCGAUGGUGGGCUUGUGUUCCGGGUGCAUUUCCGGGUUGGUCGCUGCCACCCCAGCCUCUGGUUUCAUUCCGCUCUGGGCAUCUGUCAUUCUUGGUGUUGUUGCCGGUAUUGUCUGUAACUUCCUGACACAGUUGAAGUACUUGUGUCGUGUUGAUGACUCACUCGAUGUGUUGGCCGAGCACGGUAUCGCCGGUAUGAUCGGGUUGAUUUUCAACGGUAUUUUUGGCUCUUCAACUGUGGCUGGAUACGACAAUGUGACCGACCACGCCGGUGGCUGGCUCGACCGCAACUGGAAGCAGUUGUACAUCCAAAUUGUCUACAUCUUGGCAACGACUGCGUACUCUGGCGGUGUCACGGCAGUUUUGUGCUUUGUGAUGAACAAAAUCCCAGGAUUGCAGUUAAGAGUCGAUUACGAUGCUGAGGAAAUGGGUGUCGACGAGGACCAAAUUGGUGAAUUCGCUUACGACUACGUCGAGGUGAGAAGAGAUUUCCUAGAUUGGGGUUUGCCUCUGAGCGCGCCAAACGAAACUAGCUCUGCUCCACCUGAGCCACAAGAGUUUUUGUCGGCAGUGGAGGCAGAGUCUUCGGAGGGACGUUCGGUGGCAGCCUCGGAAAAACAGGACUAG